Chrysemys picta bellii (western painted turtle) is the source of this 4184-nucleotide messenger RNA. The record is from RefSeq and is a predicted model, not a curated record. NCBI's taxonomy places the organism in Eukaryota, Metazoa, Chordata, Testudines, Emydidae.
GUGGAGUCUGGCUUUCUUUCCAGUGUUGGCUGACUUACAGCUCAUGCAAACUAGUGGCAAUUUCUGAGUCUCAGCCUCUCUCUCCCUUUCUGUCUCUGGUUUCUAAGCACACAUGUCAAGCUCUGGCAGGCUCAAGACUGUCUUCUGAAUUCCUGGAUUUUCUCUUUCUGGAAGUUCCCCUUGCGUUGUUAAUGAACCAUGGACAUCAUUGGCUUUCUGAAGUCUCAGUUCAUUUGCCACCUUCUUAUCUGCUACAUAUUUAUAGUGUCGGGACUGAUAAUUAACUUCAUUCAGCUCUUCACACUUGUCCUCUGGCCAAUCAACAAGCAGCUUUUCAGGAAGAUCAAUUGCAGACUGGCUUACUGCAUUUCAAGCCAGAUGGUGAUGUUGCUGGAAUGGUGGUCAGGCACUGAUUGCACCCUCUACACUGACCCAGAGAGUUACCACAAGUACGGGAAAGAGAAUGCCAUCGUAAUCCUUAAUCACAACUAUGAAAUCGACUUUCUCUGUGGUUGGAACUUUUGUGAAAGAUUUGGGGUUUUAGGGAGUUCCAAAGUGCUUGCAAAAAAGGAACUUUCUUACGUGCCUAUCAUUGGUUGGAUGUGGUAUUUCCUAGAGAUAGUCUUCUGCAAGCGUAAAUGGGAGGAAGAUCGGAAAACUGUCAUGCAGAGCUUGCUCAAUCUCCGGGAUUACCCUGAAAAAUUUUGGUUCUUGAUACACUGUGAGGGCACGAGAUUCACAGAGCAGAAGCACCAAAUCAGCAUGCAGGUUGCUGAAGCCAAAGGCCUGCCUAAACUCAAGUAUCAUCUGCUGCCCCGGACAAAGGGAUUUGCUGUCACCGUGCAAAGUUUGAGAAAUGUAGUUUCAGCUGUGUAUGAUUCUACGCUCAAUUUUAGAAAUAAUGAGAAUCCAACUUUGCUGGGAGUUUUAAAUGGGAAGAAAUACCAUGCAGAUUUAUAUGUAAGACGGAUUCCAUUAGAGGAAGUCCCAGAAGACGAACAGGAAUGUUCUAAGUGGCUUCACAAACUCUAUCAAGAAAAGCGAGAAACUUGGCUCCAUAACAGAAUGGUGGCAACCCAGCUUAACCAGGCUAUCCGUGACAUUGUGGAUGCACUGGUAAAGGAUGCCUUUCAAGAAGAAUACUACAGAACAGGAACCUAUCCAGCUACUCCCAUAGUGCCACCUCGGCGGCCAUGGACUCUUUUGAACUGGCUUUUCUGGGCCUUCUUGCUGCUAUAUCCUUUAUUCCAGCUGCUUAUCAACAUGGUCAGCAGUGGAUCAUCACUGACGCUGGCUAGUUUUGCUUUUGUCAUCAUUGUGGAUAAGCUUCCUGAUUCUGGACCACCCGAGUCCAUAAUAUGAUCAUAGAUUUACUGCACUCUGUCAAAGCAGAAAUUUCAGAGCCAGGUUUGUCAUGUCUUUCUGUUAUAACGGGCUCAAGGUAAGAGAGCUGAUAUGAGCAAGCAUCCGGCGAGGGGAAAGAGAUGAGGUAUUUGAGUGCUUCUCUUGCCUGUAAUCCUGAAUUCUGUUUCAGACCUUCCCUCUUUCUCUUCCAGACACUCUGACCAAUCAUAUUAUAGAGUAAUAAAAAUAUUUGCUUGCAAUCUCAGCACUUGGUGUUUUGAAGAAAAGAAUCGUAUAAGAGAAAUGGCUGACUUUAUGGUUAAAUCGGAGCAAUAAUAUUAUAGUAGACUAGAAUACUAUAAUUAUCUUGGUUAGAUGGGAGCAAUAGAGAACUGGACUAUAUUUAACUACAUCAGUUCAGCUUGAACUCUUCAAGCCCCAAGUGUGAUUUAUAAUUCCAUACUGUGAAUGCUGAGCCAUCCCCUCUCACUGUGUUACACAAAAAUAAUAAUGAAAUAAAUGAUCUUGGUAUUCUUUUUAUGGGAGUCCCCGUCCCAAAGAGCAAGCAUCUAAGUGACUUAGAAUCCCAAAAUACCUACAUUGUAUUUUCAAAGGUGACUAGGAGCCUAAGUCCCAUUGACUUUUGGUGAGACUUAAGCUCCUAAAUUACUAAGGCCCUAUUGAAAAUUUUACACUUAAUUCCUAUGGUACUUCUACUUAGUGGAGAUAGAACAAGAAAUGAGGGCUGAUUAAACCAAAUUCUGGUAGCUCUAUUGGAAGAACUCCCAUUGAAGAAGUUCAUGUGGUUAUUGACCCCAGACAGAACACAGGACUGGGUCAUGUUCUGGAUUUCUACACUUGGUAUGGAAGAGAACAGUUCUUGUUAUACCCAAAGUAUACUCUUUUUGUUAGUAAAGAAGCUGUCAACUGUUUUUCAAAGGGGAAUGUUGAUUUCAUAUGCAGGAGAAUAAAGGAUUGGUCUUGGGUUUUAAGGGGGAAAUAGCUCUUAAAUGUCUAAUGCUAAAAACAUAACAUUUGGGCUUUCUGACAUGGCUCCAGACCAUAGAGUAUCUUUUACAGGCAAGAGAAUUAUACAAUUCAAAAUGAGCAUGAGUAAUAAUGAGAUUUCUUUAAAAUCUGCAUGAGCUUGUGUAUGUUUCUAUUAUACGUGUGCGAGUGCUGUCACGGGACUUUCUACCAUUGGCUGCAGUGGAAACAGGAGUGGAUCCCUACUGACAUAACUCCUAACAGCUCCCAAUAUGGACUGUAACAGGGUUUAAAAGGUUAAAAUAAACUGUUCUAUGUGGCAAAACUGGUGUUGUCCCGAGUAUAACUGAGGGCAGAAUGGGCCCCUAGUAUUGUCAGUAAAUUUAAAAACCUUCUAGAGUCUGCAGAAGCAAUUAAUUUGUGACCGAAUGAAAUCUGUGUGUGUAGUUUCACUUUCCGCAUGUGUAGCUGCAUGUUUUGCGCAUGCAACUUAGCCACACAGCUUUGAAAAAGUUGCCCUUCUUCAACUCCCUGAUUUCUGUAUGUGUUCAUCUUUUUUUAUACUAGUCAGGACUAGACCAAGUGGAAAUCUUGAUGAAGCACCUUUGGUUGUUCAAAUGCUGUUGCAUAUAUGUCAGUUAUGUUAGCUAUAUGCCUUACAGAUGUAUUGUAAAAUAAAUAUGGAACUUCCCUAUACCUACAGAGAAUGUACUGACAUGUUGCUUACAGCAACAGUUAUGCUGAGGCAACUCCAGGAAUUAACUCAUAUGGGAGGAAAUUAACAUAUUUUUAAAUCCUGUAUAUUACUAAAUAGGAUCUGUACUGAGACUCUUCUUAGGACUAAAACCAAUUGCAUAGAGCAAAGCUCACAGAAUUGGCUCAGACUGACAAGCUUUUCAAUCCCUGUGAAUAGUUUCACUGGCCAGCACCCUGCCAAUCAGAGAGCAAGUCCCUAAUAGUCCUGUAAAUUGCUCAACUGGUCUGGGGCCCUAGCCAACCAGUCGGAGCCCAGCUCCCUCCUUAACACUGCUCUGGGGCAAUCUUGUCCUGGUUUUCAUCGUGUUUGUGUGUAAUUGGUUUCCUGGGGACCAACCAGCCAUAGGCUUCCCCUCUAUCAUCUUCUGAGAUAACUGAAACUUUCAUGGCAAAUUAGAAAGGCUGGAAUGACACUGUAGCAGUCACAGCCUGGUUACUCCUUCCCCUUCUUUAACGAUCGCAUGUGUUCCUAUCAUUGCAGCUGUUGUUGGGUUUUAUUAUUAUUAUAACCUUAAACCUGGCUGAGUCACAGCAAGGCUGGAAAUACCCAAGUUAGCAAUUUUCUUUUUCACAGGAGCGUAGUAAGUCAAUAAAAAUGUUCUGCAGGAGAACAAUAAAAACACCAUAUCCCACCUCUCCUUGUAACAUAAGAUAUAAGAGAGAGAGAAAAGUUGAUUUCAAGUGUUACCUUUGAAUAGUAUUGCAAAUAUUUGAGUCUAAGGCCAUGCCUUUUAAUUUUAUUGUAACUUAUGCUUGUAGUUUUGAAUUGACUCAAAAACCAGUGUUCUAUUAUAAGCUACAACAGAGUUCAGAGAAUGCCAGAGAGUUUGUACUUGUGGUUGAGAGCUCUGUUAGAGAAUCCUUUUCUGAGAGUGCAGCACAUUGAACUGUGGGCUCUGUUUAAAUUCUGGUUGCUGUGGUUCACAAAAGCAUAUCUUAGAACAUCAGAAUUACAUCUUUUUUUCCCCUGGUUGUCUAGAGCACUCCCACUGUAAGUGGAAAUUUAAGAGAAAUGUGAAGAAUAAUCUUACAAUGUGUGAAGGGUAUUUAAAAAAAAAAGGCACAAAUGUAAUUCUCCCCUCCACCCCGCCCCUCAA